UCCGUCGGGAGCCGGAAGUUAGUCCCGGAUGGCUUCGGGGGCGGCCUAUACGUGGAGCUGAGUGUGGGGCUGCGGGCCUUCCCGCGCCCGCCGGCUGCCUCAUGGUGCGGGCCGCGGCCGCCAGCCCCCGGUCGGAUCCGCGGCGAUAAGGCGCCUUGCUAGCGCGCGACAUGUCGUCGAGCCUCCGCGCCGCCGUCUUCCCUCGCUGGAAGCGACACAUCUCGGAGGAGCUGAGGCGUCGGGACCGGCUGCAGAGGCAGGCAUUCGAAGAGAUCAUCCUGCAGUAUAACAAGUUGCUGGAAAAGUCGGAUCUUCAUUCAGUGCUGGCCCAUAAGCUACAAGCUGAAAAGCAUGACUUACCAAACAGGCACGAGAUAAGUCCUGGACAUGAUGGCGCGUGGAAUGAUAGUCAGCUGCAAGAAAUGGCCCAGCUGAGGAUUAAACACCAAGAAGAACUGACCGAAUUACACAAGAAACGUGGGGAGUUGGCUCAGUUGGUGAUUGACCUGAAUAACCAAAUGCAGCAGAAGGACAAAGAGAUGCAGAUGAAUGAAGCCAAAAUUGCAGAAUGUUUGCAGACCAUCUCUGACCUGGAGACUGAGUGCCUAGAACUACGCACUAAGCUUCAGGACCUUGAAAGAGCCAACCAGACCCUGAAGGAUGAGUACGAUGCCCUGCAGAUCACCUUCACUGCCCUGGAGGAGAAACUGCGGAAAACUACUGAAGAGAACCAGGAGCUGGUCACCAGAUGGAUGGCUGAGAAAGCCCAGGAAGCCAACCGCCUAAAUGCAGAGAAUGAAAAGGAUUCGAGGCGGCGGCAAGCCCGGCUGCAGAAAGAGCUUGCAGAAGCAGCAAAGGAACCUCUACCAAUUGAGCAGGACGAUGACAUUGAAGUCAUUGUGGACGAGACCUCUGAUCACACCGAGGAGACCUCUCCAGUGCGAGCCAUCAGCAGAGCGGCCACUAAGCGACUCUCGCAGCCUGCUGGAGGCCUUCUGGAUUCUAUCACUAAUAUCUUUGGUCUGUCCGAGUCUCCCCUUUUGGGACAUCACUCUUCUGAUGCUGCCAGGAGGCGCUCUGUCUCUUCCUUUCCAGUUCCCCAGGAUAACGUGGAUACUCAUCCUGGUUCUAGUAAAGAAGUGAGGGUGCCAACGACUGCAAUGUAUGUCUUUGACGCUCACGAUGGGGAGGUCAACGCUGUGCAGUUCAGUCCGGGUUCCCGGCUUCUGGCCACAGGAGGCAUGGAUCGGAGGGUGAAGCUUUGGGAAGUGUUUGGAGACAAAUCUGAGUUCAAGGGUUCCCUCUCCGGCAGUAAUGCAGGAAUUACAAGUAUUGAGUUUGAUAGUGCUGGAUCUUACCUCUUAGCGGCAUCAAAUGACUUUGCAAGCCGAAUCUGGACUGUGGACGACUAUCGGUUACGGCACACACUCACAGGACACAGUGGCAAAGUGCUGUCUGCCAAGUUCCUGCUGGACAAUGCGCGUAUUGUUUCUGGAAGUCAUGACCGGACCCUCAAACUCUGGGAUCUACGCAGCAAAGUCUGCAUAAAGACGGUAUUUGCGGGAUCCAGCUGCAAUGAUAUUGUCUGCACAGAGCAGUGUGUAAUGAGUGGACAUUUUGACAAGAAAAUUCGCUUCUGGGACAUCCGAUCAGAGAGUAUCGUCCGAGAGAUGGAACUCUUGGGAAAGAUUACUGCCCUGGACUUAAACCCAGAGAGAACCGAACUCCUCAGCUGCUCCCGUGAUGACCUGCUAAAAAUUAUUGACUUACGAAUAAACGCAGUCAGACAGACAUUCAGUGCUCCUGGCUUCAAGUGCGGUUCUGAUUGGACGAGAGUCGUGUUCAGCCCUGACGGCAGUUACGUGGCAGCCGGCUCGGCCGAGGGCUCUCUCUACAUCUGGAGCGUGCUCUCUGGGAAGGUGGAGAAGGUCCUUUCAAAGCAUCACAGCUCGUCAAUCAACGCGGUGGCCUGGUCCCCCUCCGGCUCCCACGUCGUCAGUGUGGACAAAGGAAGCAAAGCUGUGCUGUGGUCAGAAUACUGACAGCCCCUCCUCAGGAGAGAGCGGAUCAGAGGCGCUCAGGCCCCACAGCCCUGUCCUGGCAGGUGGCGUGUCGGGCGUGGCUCUGACCUCCAGAGAAGAGCUCGAGCCGUGGGGCGCGGUGGCCUGCCUUCGAGCAG
Molecule: messenger RNA, 2179 nt
Organism: Camelus dromedarius (Arabian camel)
Lineage: Eukaryota; Metazoa; Chordata; Mammalia; Artiodactyla; Camelidae
Gene: ATG16L1
Product: autophagy related 16 like 1
Exons: 19
Coding region: 171-2042 (623 amino acids)
Biological process (GO): autophagosome assembly; negative stranded viral RNA replication
Cellular component (GO): autophagosome membrane
Molecular function (GO): protein binding
Source: RefSeq, a predicted model, not a curated record